Messenger RNA from Pogona vitticeps (central bearded dragon), 1953 nucleotides. The record is from RefSeq and is a predicted model, not a curated record. NCBI's taxonomy places the organism in Eukaryota, Metazoa, Chordata, Lepidosauria, Squamata, Agamidae.
GAGAGGGAGGGAGGGGGGAAAGUCUCCCAGCUGUCCCUGUUGAAGACUCUCUUCAGGGAGGCUUCCCUCGCAACUUAAGACGGAGCGCUUGCUCCUUAGGGGCCCUGAAAUUUCACUUGUUCCCAGAGGGGAACCCUGCCCUUCCCUAACCACCACCCCGGGACAGCUCCGAAUUAAAGCCCCUGCCCCGAGGGGCCUGGAGGAGCAGAUCUCCAAGCUCAGCCCCCUCUUGCCCCCCUUGGGAGCCAGCCAGCCACGGGAGCGCCCCUGGCCUCUCCUCCCGGGAACUUCCAUGCCCAAGAGAAAGAGCGUCCACUCACUGCAGGAACUAUGCCUGGAGAAUGUAGCGAGCAAUCUGGAUCACAUCUGGAUCAAGGAGCACACGGAUUGCCUGGCCGGCUUCCUGGUUCAGGAGCUGCUCCAGUUCCUGGGAAAUAGGAAGCUCCUGACCUCUGACCUGCUGUGCUCACUCCUUGUGCCACAGCUGAAAACGCUGGACUGGAGCAUCUGCCCAGAGCUGGUCACCAGGGCUGUGGUGACCACCGUGCCCUGCAAGAAUCUCUCCUCGCUAAUUCUCCAGGACUGCAACCAGAUCCCUGCAGAUGCUCUUCUGGACCUGGUCAAAGCUUUGCCCCAUCUCAUCAAACUAAACCUCUCGGCCACCCAGUGCAACACCCAAGUCUUGUCAGCCGCGACCUCCUCCUGCCGGCAGCUUCGUGAACUGGAUAUCUCCGGCUGCCAGCGGCUGUCCCCUUAUUCCCUCCUCCAUCUGGCCUACAACCCCAGGACAGGCUCUUUUUGCUGCUCAGGAUUACAAAUCCUUGUGAUGGAGCCGCUGAAUCCCAGGAUUGACGGGGAAGAGCUGGUGUGGGCCCUGGUUUUCCUGCUGCUGGCCUUGCCCAGCCUGAAGUGCUUGGUCCACGAGCAAGUCACUGAGGCCGUGUGCCUCAUCUACCACCAGCUCUUUGACGGCGUGCAGGUCCCUCCUGUUUUCCCCUCCCUGGCGGCGCUGGCAAGGCGCAGGAUGCCCGCCUUCCCUGGCAAAGGGCCCCCUGGAUUUGUGCUGGCUCUCAAAAGCAUACACGAUUUGAGCGAAUCCUCCUGGCCUAUGGUCCAGGCGGUCUGCCCGUACGUAAGAAACGUCUCUGUGACUCUGACUGGCAUGCCUCCCCUGGGCGAAAGCUUCUUGUCCGUGUGCCACAUCGUCCACUUGACCGUCGGCUGCCGGGAGGAAAGAGACAUGCGGGAGGUUCUGUUCCUGACCCAAAGCCUCCAGGCUCAGCUCGAAUGCCUCUCCAUCAGUAACUUUGCCUUUGAGGACGAGUGGACUUUCCACGUCCUCCUGAGCCAUUGCGUGAACCUCCAGAAACUGACCAUCCGCUUCCUCUCCCCGGUGACGUCCCGCUACGGCAGAGGGACCAAAGUGGAGGCACUGAAAUGGGACUUCGCUCUGCCUCCCCACCCGUUCCCUUACCUGUGUGACGUCUGCCUGGUGCACUCGGACAUAGAGAACCACCUGCCUUCCCAGCAUGCCAGGUUGCUGAAGGAUUGCCUUGAAUCCCUGCUCAGGCAUUCCCCUUGCCUAGAAAUCUUAGAACUGGUCUCCCUGCCUUUCCCCCUGGAUGAAGUGUUCGAGAAGCUGCUUCGGCCCCCCGGCAGAGCCCUGGCCCAGCUCCGCAGGCUCUCCCUGGUGGAAGACGACAUCUCCCUUCACGCCAUCCACCUGCUCUUGUCCUCCGAGAAUCAGCUGAGCUACCUCAACGUGGACACCUGCCCUAAGAUUGACGAGAGGGAGUACCAGGAGCUAUGCCAGAGAGUCGGCAAGGAGGGGCUUGACGUGGAGAUUCUGUGGGCAUAAAAAAAAAGGGGGGGUCCCUUCUACCCUGGAAACAACAGCUCUACUUUUGCCAGGGCCAAGAUGUGAUUUUAAAUAAAGUUUGUAUGAGCAGUCCA